CGCAGUCAUGGCGAACAUAAUCCAACCUACCACACAUCUGGGCGAGGUCCACGGUAAAAUUGAAAAUGGUGUGUCCAAGUUCUUGGGGAUCAAAUACGCCACCUUGAAGAACAGACUUGCAGAUGCGGAGCUGGUGGAACGGCGCGACGGAGGCGUUCUCGACGCAACUCAGGACGGUCCAACUGCUAUUUCACCCCUUGGUGGAUGUGAUCUAGAACUCAGCGCGAUUCAGCAUACCCUACCCAGGAAGGAGCUCACCCAAUCAGAUGUGGACUGUCUGAAUUUAAAUAUCGCCGUCCCCGCAGACACACCUGCCUACUCCAAACUCCCUGUUUUCGUCUUCAUUCAUGGAGGUGGUCUCAUGAUCGGGGCAAAUUCUUGGCCACAGUCCGACUUGAAGCGUUUCACUAAGCUGUCGAUCGAUAAUAGUCUGCCUAUUGUUGCAGUCGCUAUAAACUACCGCCUUGGGUUAUUUGGUUUCUUGACCUCUACUGAACUGCGGAGAGCCGGGUACAAAGCCAACAAUGGCCUCCGGGACCAGAAAGUGGCUCUGGAAUGGGUACAUAGACACAUUGGUGAUUUUGGAGGAGAUCCAAACAAUAUCACUGUUGCUGGAAUGAGUGCAGGAGCAGUAUCCCUCACAUUUCACCUCGAUUCCGAAAGACCGCUCUUCAAACGCGCCAUUCUCAUGAGUGGCUCUCAAUUUUUUGUUCAAGCACUGCCGUAUGAUGCGCACGAAGACAACUACCGACAGGCUAUGUCGGCACUUGGCCUGGAAGAUGCCACACCAGAGGAAAGAAUUAAAGUGCUCUUGAAUACACCUGGCCAAGACCUACUGGCUAAGCUACCACCGUCCGCCUUGACCGCACCGGCAGUUGACGGAGACAUGGUGUUGUCUGCUACUUAUGCGCAGGUAGCUGAUCCGACUAGCGAUAUCCCGAAGGGCAAGAGCUGGUGUGAAAAGUUAUUGAUUGGUGAUGCCCAACACGAUACCAGCAUCCUUGCAGUAAUAAUGCCACAUCUAAAAGAGGCAUGUGCAACGCGAUUUGUCAAAGCUAUCAACUCUGUCUUCCCACUACAACCAGACAUUAUGACACGGAUCUUAACUGUAUAUGGGUUGACUGCCGAGACUCCAGACGAUGAAGCCUUCAGCGCAGUUCUCGCUUAUCUUAAUGACAUUUUUAUAUCUGCUCCAACGCUGGCAUACGCACGGGGCUGGAAAGGGAACGCAUAUGUUUACUAUUUCAACGAAGAGAACCCCUGGGAGGGACCAUGGAGGGGCAAGGCCAGUCAUGUCUUGGAUGUUGCUUAUCUUUUCCAGAAUUUUCAGGAGUUUAUGAUUCCGGACCAAGAGAAAAUCGGGACUGCAUUUGCAGUUGACUUUUUCAAGUUCUGCCAUGGCACUGAACCAUGGCCUGCCAUUAUGGAUGGAAAUAUCGGAAAUGAGUUUACAGCACGCGUCUACGGUCCCAGCUCAGAGGGGUACACGGUUGACCAAGUAACUCAACCUCAUGGUGGCCACAGUAAGCGGAGAUCGACCCUGUUUGGCCUUUCGGACACGGUAUCGCUGGAUGAAUUGGCAAGAGUUGCUACUUUAUUUCUCACAACCUGAAUUCAAGUUCUCGAAUGCAUGAGAAUGAUACUCUAGAUAUCUGUUGACCUGCGAUCCCCCAUAUGGCGUCCCGAUGCAGAAAUCUUUCCAAUAACCUUGUACACUGGGGCAGAAAGCAAUUCUCUGUUGCUCUUCACUACUCCAUGCCCCUGUAG
Molecule: messenger RNA, 1767 nt
Organism: Aspergillus ibericus CBS 121593
Lineage: Eukaryota; Fungi; Ascomycota; Eurotiomycetes; Eurotiales; Aspergillaceae
Product: putative carboxylesterase
Exons: 5
Coding region: 8-1612 (534 amino acids)
Source: RefSeq, a predicted model, not a curated record